GAUGAUGAAGAAGAAGCAGCCUCUUGGUGGUCACAUGACUUCUCAGGGAGGACGGGCCCUCAGCGCCGAGGCCUGAGCAGAGGGGCCAUGGGCGACGGGCCCCCGCAGAGCGAGGGCCACGCCCUCCUCAAGGCCGUCUUCCAGGGGAAGCUGCGGCUGACGCGCCUGCUGCUGGAGGGCGGGGCUUACAUCAACGAGGGCAACGAGCGCGGGGAGACGCCGCUCGCCGCCGCCUGCCUGGCGAGCUACGCCGACCCGCUGACCCGGCAGCGCCUGGUGCGCUACCUGCUGGAGAAGGGCGCCGACCCCAACAUCCCCGACAAGAGCGGCCGCACGGCGCUGAUGCACGCCUGCGCCGGGCGGGCGGGGCAGGAGGUGGUGGCGCUGCUGCUGGGCAACGGCGCCGACCCGAGCCUCAAGGACUACUCCGGCUCCUCGGCGCUCGUCCACGCCAUCGACCGCGGCGACCGCGACGCGCUGGCGGCGCUGCUGGACGCCUGCAAGGCCAAAGGUCAGGAGGUCAUCAUCAUCACCACGGACACGGCGGCCUGCGGCGCCAAGAACACCAAGCAGUACCUGAACGCCCCGCCGUCGCCCCGCCCCCCCCCGGCCCCCGGCUGCACGUCUCCCUCCGAGGUGGAGGUCACCGCCCCCCCCUCCCCCUCGGAGGAGGGGGGCGUGUUCAGCUUGGCCCUCGCCGCGGCUCGACCUCCGGGGGAAAAGAGGCCGCCGCCUCGCCAGCUGCUGAAGAGGCUGAACUCGGAGCCCUGGGGCCUCGUGGCGCCCUCGGUGCUGGCGGGGGCCCAGAUGAGCGGGCUGUCCAUCGCGGAGCGGGCGAGGCCGCGGCUGUCACGCCGGCACAGCAUCGAGACCCACGACCCCCGGGCCCCCGGCCCCCGGGACCACGGGGCCCCCUCCGGCUCCUCCUGGGCCGACAAAGUCCAGCAGCAUCAGAUCCUGUACCGGAGGAACACGGCGCCGGAGUCCCAGGAGAGCGCGGCGCCGCGGGCCCCGGCUCACCCCAAGCCGACCCGGACGGAGCCCUCCGGGUCCGAGGCCCCCCGGGACCCCGGGUGCAUCCCGGGGUCCCCGGACUCCGGCCGCGUGUCGGCGGAGCGGCGGCGGUUCGACGCCUCGCCGCUCGCCGGCUCCUCCCGCGAGUCUCUGGAGAACCUCCCCGGCUCGCUGUCGCCCGGCGGCGUGCGGCGGCGGGCCCCGGGGCUCCUGGAGCGCCGCGGCUCUGGGACCCUCCUCCUGGACCACAUCUCCCACACACGGCCCGGCUUCCUGCCGCCGCUCAACAUCAACCCCCAGAGGCCCAUCCCCGACAUCCGGGCCAACGGCAAGCCCCCCUCCCCCGCCCACAGGGCGAGGCGGGGCCCCGUGGCCCCCGCCUCGCCCAAACGGGGCCCGGACUUCAAGACCAAGAAGAAGCUGAUGAGGAGGCACUCCAUGCAGACGGAGCAGAUGAAGCAGCUCUCCACCUUCCAGGUGGCGGAGGCCCCCAGGGACUGAGGCCGCAUGAUGGGAAGCUCCUCCCUCAGACCAUCGCCUCACCGACAUGGGUCAAGGGCCCCUCGAGGCCCCUCGAGGCUCAGGACCUGAACCAGGAGUCAAGGUCCUGAGCCUCUGAGGCCCUCCAGUCACAAACCAUCAUGAGACUUCAUCUGCUCCUGGAUCUCCUAGUGGAGCUCCAGCCGGUUUAGCUCUUGUGGCCCCCAGCGGUCUGGAGCUCUUGUGGCCCCCAGCGGUCUGGAGCUCUUGUGGCCCCCAGCAGUCUGGAGCUCUUGUGGCCCCCAGCGGUCCUGAUGCUUCCUCAUCCUCAGUGACGAUAAAGGAUUAUAAUCCGACGGGUUCCAUGUUGACGGUCCGGUCCUCCAGAACCUCCUGCUUAGCUGAGACCUGAACCAGCACCGCCCCCUGGGUCCUGACAGGUGGCCCACCUGUCCUCAUGAAGCUCCUCCUCUUUCUUCCUCCGAUCUGAUUGGUGUUGAUAUUUUAACUUAACGUGUUAGUCGUGUUUUUCUUCUUCAUGAAAUUCCAAAGAAGUCUGAGACUGUAAAUAAAGACGAGAAGAGGGCGUCGGCCUGAAGCCCUUCACCUGGGCGGCCUGAAGAGGGCGCCAACGGACUGAAGCACGGCGCCACCUUGUGUUCAGAGGAGUGCGUGUCCAUUUCGAUUGCCUCUAUAGGCUCUCAACAUGGCGGCGGCUAGCCGCUAACAGCUAACUAAUCAUGAAUCUGUUUCCUCCAAAAUGUUUUUAUUUA
Messenger RNA from Pseudoliparis swirei, 2267 nucleotides. Its product is annotated as ankyrin repeat domain-containing protein 34A. NCBI's taxonomy places the organism in Eukaryota, Metazoa, Chordata, Actinopteri, Perciformes, Liparidae. The record is from RefSeq and is a predicted model, not a curated record. The coding region runs from base 88 to 1515 and encodes 475 amino acids. The transcript is spliced from 2 exons. Gene Ontology annotation, molecular function: protein binding.